UCGCUGCGAGGGCGGGUUGAGGGCCCAGGGGGAAACAGGACAGUCCCGCGCUUCACAACGGGGUGCAGGCGGUUUCCCAGUACUCAAGUAAGGAUGCCUUAAGACGAGAACUAUGGAUAAAUAUAUCAAAGUACGGAAGAUUGGAGAAGGAUCCUUUGGGAAAGCAAUACUUGUCAAAGCUAAAGAGAAUGGCCAACAGUAUGUCAUUAAAGAAAUAAACAUCUCUAAGAUGUCAAAUAAGGAGAGAGAAGAAUCAAGGAGAGAAGUUGCUGUUUUGGCUAACAUGAAACACCCAAAUAUUGUCCUGUAUCGGGAGUCAUUUGAAGAAAAUGGCUGUCUGUACAUAGUGAUGGAUUACUGUGAAGGAGGAGACCUAUUUAAAAAGAUAAAUGCCCAGAAAGGAAUCCUGUUCUCUGAAGAUCAGAUUCUGGAUUGGUUUGUACAAAUAUGUUUAGCACUAAAACACAUACAUGAUAGAAAAAUCUUACAUCGGGACAUAAAGUCACAGAAUAUAUUUUUAACCAAAGAUGGAACAAUACAGCUGGGAGAUUUUGGAAUUGCCAGAGUUCUGAACAGUACUGCAGAGCUGGCACGCACUUGCAUAGGAACACCAUACUAUUUGUCACCUGAAAUAUGUCAGAACAAGCCUUACAACAAUAAAAGUGAUAUCUGGGCCCUUGGUUGUGUUCUCUAUGAAAUGUGUACACUUAAACAUGCGUUUGAAGCUGGUAACAUGAAGAACUUGGUCCUGAAGAUAAUCUCUGGACCUUUUCCUCCUGUGUCUAUGCAUUACUCCUAUGACCUACGUAAUCUGCUGUCACAGCUGUUUAAAAGGAAUCCUAGGAAUAGACCAUCAGUAAACUCCAUAUUGGAGAAAAACUUUAUAGCCAAACGGGUUGAAAAAUUUCUCACACCAGAGCUCAUUGCAGAUGAAUUCAGUCAUAAAAUUUUCCACAAGUUUGGACCACAUGCUUCACCAGCUCAAAAACCAGUUCAAGAACCAACACCGACUUCAGUUGCACCAGCUCAGAAAAUUACCAAACCUGCUGCAAAAUAUGGAGUGCCUUUAACUAUCAGGAAGUCUUGUGGUGCACCUAAAAAGCCUAAUGAGAAGAAGCCAUUGACUAAAAUUAGACAGGCAUUUCCAACCCCAUUGAUGGAAAUUAUGCCAGUAGAAAAAAGGAGGGAAAUGUUUGAGGAACCUUCAAAAAAGAAAAGGUUAGAAUUGCCUGAAAAAGAAAAACGCCAGAGAGAGCAGAUCAGUUUACCGAAGGCAGAUGAAAUGAGAAGAUUGGAAAAAGAAAGGAUGGAACGAAUAAACAGAGCCAGGGAACAAGGAUGGAGGAAUGUGCUUGGUUCAGGUGGAAGUGGUGUUAAGGCACCAUAUUAUGUCGGUGGAGGUGGUGUUGGUCCUUUUCCUGUGUCUUCCAGAGGACGCUAUGAACACUAUCAUGCUAUUUUUGACCAGAUGCAACAGCAAAAGGAAAAUGUCUUCAGAGUAGCUGAAGAGAGGGAAGCCAAAUUGAGGGCGAAACUACAAGACCAAGGAGUUGUUGAAAGAGGAAUUCCACCUGGAACACGUCCAGGAGUUCCUAAGGGACCUGCAGGUCAUCACCAUUUAUCCGAUGUUGGUGCAGUUAGGAAAAAAGUGAAAAGAUUGAAGGAGGUGUCUAAACAAGCCAAUGCAAACAGGCAAAAAGGAUGGAUAGCUGCAGAUAGAGCAAAGCAAGUUGAAGAAUUCUGGCAACGAAAGAGAGAAGCCAUGGAAAAUAAAGCUCGAGCUCAAGGGCACAUGGGUACACUGCAAAACCUGACAGAUACCUAUGGAGGCAGGUCCAUUUCUGCAAGAGGAAGGAAAUCCAGAAACAAGGAGGAAGAGGAAUAUUUGGCAAGAUUGAGACAGAUCCGGCUACAAAACUUUAAUGAACGUCAACAGAUUAGAGCAAAACUUCGUGGAGAUAAGACUUUUACUUUGCAGAAUGAAGCUGCCAGUUCUGAUGGACAGGACUCUAGUGAGGAAGCAGAACUGAAACGCAAGAAGAUAGAAACACAGAAGGCCCAAGCAAAUGCUCGUGCAGCAGUUCUGAAGGAACAGUUGGAGCGAAAGAGAAAGGAGGCAUAUGAAAGAGAGAAAAGAGCCUGGGAAGAACAUCUGAUUGCAAAAGGGGUAAAGAAUCCUAACGUGCCUUUUCAUGUGGAAGCUACAGAACAUAGUCCUAUGAAUGGACUACAAGAGCCUGGAGCAGCUCUUCCUAAGCCACAACUUCCAGUGAAACCUGGUGUACCUGUCAUCUCCAUGACUUCUGCUUUGAAGGAAGUGGGUGUGGAUGAACAUGUAAUAACUGCUGUCCAGGAGUCCGAGGAGGACUUUAAAAAGCCAGAUUUUGCAAUACAAAAUAAGCGAGAAAUUCUGAGAAGAUUGAAUCAAAAUCUUAAAGCUCAAGAAGAUGAGAAAGGAAGAAAGGAGGGUAAAAAUACUUCUGAAUCAGCUGGAUCUGAAGAUGGUAAGGAACAACAAGGUGACCAGCAGCCACUUCUGGGAGAUCGCAAAAAAUGGGAAUCUGGGGCGUCUGAGUUGGUCGUUCCUCUAGCUCAGCUAUCGAUGGAAGAUUCUCUCUCUGGAACAGAGUGUCAAACUCUGGGAGAAGUAAUUAAGUUAGAUAUUGGUGAACCUCACAGGAAAGUCUGGGGCAAAAGCCCAACUGAUUCAGUUCUGAGGAUCCUAGGAGAAGCAGAGCUGCAGCUGCAAACUGACAUCCUUGAGGAACAAGAUGAGAUAAAUGGUACUGCAGAGCUUCUUGAAGGAGAUCAUCAGUCUUCAUCAGAGGAGAAAGAAGAGAAGGCUUUUUCUCCUGUUGGAGCUCAGUCUGCAGUACCAGUUGGUGUUACAAAGCCUGUCAUGACUGUACCAGAAGAAUCUCAAAGAAUUGGACCCACCCUGGUACAGAGCAAACCUAUUAUGCUGGAUGAGCCUGAUGAUUUGGAAGCAGAGGUGCUGGAAGAAACGGAAGAUAAAAUGCACCAGAGUAAGGAAAAUAAGGAGUUUCCUAGCACUGUUAAUGAAGUGUGGGUACAAGAGAAAGAGGAUGCGGCACAACAUGACAGAAUAAACGAGGCAGCUUUGGAGAAAGAAGGGCUCAACAAGGUGCAACCACAAAAGGAAGCUCCAGCAGAAACUUGUUCCAGUGACUGUCAGCAAGCUGAACCCUUAUUCCAGAGGGUAAUACAGCCCACACCUGUACCAACAACCUCACCAGUUCUGUCAGCUCAGUCUUCACAGGAAGAGUCUUUUGUACCUCGUUCAAGUUCCAUAUCACCAGCAAAAAAUAAAGGCAAAAGUUCAUUGUUGAUUGGACUUUCUACAGGACUUUUUGAUGCAAAUGACCCAAAGAUGUUGAGAACAUGUUCACUCCCAGAUCUUUACAAACUGUACAGAACUUUAGUUGAUGUUCCCAGUGUAGCGGACAUGCAGGAUCAACAUAAUCUUGAAACAGAUGAUACGGAAGAUGAGCAAGCCAAAGAAGGACCCUCUGACUCUGAGGACAUUAUGUUUGGAGAGACAGAUACAGAUUUGCAGGAGCUCCGGGAUUCAAUGGAACAGUUGCUUAGGGAGCAGCCUAGUGAGGAACUGAGUGAAGAAGAGGAGUCUACUUUAAAGGCUAAUGCCAUGGAAUGCAUAACAAAUGGUACUGAGCUGGAUGAAGGAGAUGAAAAUAACCCCAGCAGUGAAAGUGCUCUUAAUGAAGAAUGGCAGUCAGAUAAUAGUGAUGGAGAGAUUGCCAGCGAAUGUGAAGAAUGUGAUAGUAUCUUCAGCCAUUUAGAAGAGUUGAGAUAUAACCUGGAGCAGGAAAUAGGCUUUGAUAAAUUAAUUGAAGUUUAUGAGAAAAUAAAGGCUAUACUUGAAGAUGAAGAUGAAAAUAUUGAUGUUUGUUCAACCAUAGUUCAGUCUGUUCUUGGAAAUGAACACAAGCACCUGUAUGCCAAAAUACUUCAUCUGGUAAUGGCAGAUGGAGCCUACCAAGAAGGUAAUGAUGAAUAAACCUGACUCAGGAGAUUCCUUAGUGCUUACUACAUACCAGUGUCUGAAGUCCGCACAGCUGAACAAGUUGUAGUGGAGAAUGUAACAUGGGGCAGGAGAGGCAAGACUUCAAAAAAGAAUGUUGAUUGUAUGAAAAAGAGAAAAAACAUGCCUUUUAAACUGAGA
This is a messenger RNA of Vidua chalybeata, 4204 nucleotides long. RefSeq names its product NIMA related kinase 1 (gene NEK1). The transcript has 35 exons. The record is from RefSeq and is a predicted model, not a curated record. Gene Ontology annotation, molecular function: protein kinase activity; ATP binding. Gene Ontology annotation, biological process: protein phosphorylation. The coding region runs from base 113 to 4039 and encodes 1308 amino acids. Lineage: Eukaryota; Metazoa; Chordata; Aves; Passeriformes; Viduidae.